UAGGAUACACUCGGAGAAUACGGGUGGUGUUGUGACAGCGUACGUUUCUUAUCAGCGGCGCUUGCUUCGCGACUGUUUGUGGUAAUCGCAAAUAUGUCGAUAUUUACGCCAACGAAUCAAAUUCGGCUGACCAACGUAGCGGUGGUGAGGAUGAAGAAAGGCGGGAAGCGAUUUGAAAUCGCCUGUUACAAGAACAAAGUUAUGAGCUGGAGAUCAGGAGCAGAGAAGGACCUGGACGAGGUUUUGCAGACGCACUCUGUUUUCGUCAACGUUUCCAAAGGCCAGGUGGCGAAGAAGGAUGACUUGACCAAAGCUUUUGGGACUGACGACCUUACAGAAAUCUGUAAACAGAUCUUGGCCAAAGGAGAGCUCCAGGUGUCAGACAAAGAGAGGCAGACUCAGUUGGAGACCAUGUUCCGGGAUAUAGCUACUAUUGUGGCAGAGAAGUGCGUCAACCCUGAAACCAAGAGGCCAUACACAGUCAGUCUGAUUGAGCGGGCCAUGAAGGACAUCCACUACUCUGUCAAGCCCAACAAGAGCACAAAGCAGCAGGCCCUGGAAGUGAUUCGGCAGCUGAAGGAGAGCAUGGAGAUCCAGAGAGCCCACAUGAGGCUGCGGUUGGUGCUGCCGGCCAAAGAGGCCAAGAGGCUGAAGGAGAAGCUGAAACCACUCCUGCAGGUCGUGGAGAGUGAGGAUUUUGAUGAGGAGCUGGAAAUGGUUUGUCUGGUGGAUCCCGGCUGCUUCAGGGAGAUCGAUGAGCUGAUCCGCUGUGAGACUAAAGGCCGAGGCUCUCUGGAGGUUCUCAGUCUCAAGGAUGUGGAGGAGGGAGAUGAGAAGCUAUAGUAACCCUGCCCGUCAGAACUCUGCACCUUAUCCACACUAACACGCUUCAUUAGGGCACACAGACUGCAAACUCAUGAAAAAAAAUCUAUGUUUAUGGUCUGAUUUAUCACAAUUUCAGCCACUUUCAUCCUGUAAGGAUUAAUUUGACUGAAAGAAGUUAUGAUUUGCUGAGUGGAAUAUAUUUUGAAAGCAGGUUUGAGAAUUUAUGCCUGAACUUUAAAGUCGGUGAUUAUUUCUGAUGUUUUCUCUUUUAUUUAUUCACUUUUUUUAAGUCGAUUACUAAUUUAGCAGAACGUCUACACAAAGUCGUGUGCCAUGUAGUCGCGCUCAGUAUCCCAUCCUAUUAUCUGUGGAUAAUUUCUUUAACCUGGUAAAUUCUAUUUUAUUAUAAUAAGUUUGGUCUGUAAUAAACACUAUACAAAAUA
Pelmatolapia mariae (spotted tilapia) is the source of this 1268-nucleotide messenger RNA. RefSeq names its product SBDS ribosome maturation factor (gene sbds). The transcript has 5 exons. The record is from RefSeq and is a predicted model, not a curated record. The coding region runs from base 94 to 843 and encodes 249 amino acids. Gene Ontology annotation, biological process: ribosome biogenesis; cytosolic ribosome assembly. NCBI's taxonomy places the organism in Eukaryota, Metazoa, Chordata, Actinopteri, Cichliformes, Cichlidae.